AUGAAAUAUUUACGAUUUGAUUUGAGAAAAACGCGUAAUACGCGUUUAUAUACAGACAAGUUUGCAAUGGUUUCUGAUAUAUGGAAUAAAUUCAUAGAAAACUGUGAAAUGUGUUACAUUCCUGGUGAAAAUAUGACUGUUGAAGAACAGUUAUUUCCAUCGAAAACACGUUAUCGUUUUUUGCAAUACAUUACAAAUAAACCUGAUAAAUUUGGAAUCAAGUUUUUGUUAUUAGUGAAUGUUGAGAGAAAAUAUCUAUGUGGUGGCUUUCCUUAUUUAGGAAAAGAUGUUGAGCGCCUAAUACUAUACGAUAUUUCAUUACCAGAACAUGUAGUUAUGAAACUGUUAAUACCGUAUCUCUAA
Messenger RNA from Parnassius mnemosyne (clouded apollo), 363 nucleotides. The record is from the annotation of a GenBank genome assembly. Lineage: Eukaryota; Metazoa; Arthropoda; Insecta; Lepidoptera; Papilionidae.